UUGAUAAAAAAAAUGGCUAUCGAUAUAUCUUGUCGUUUAAUACUUAGUAUUAUGGCAUUUUUUAUGUUUUUUGUUACGCAAAUGAUUCGAUCCAAUUUAUACAUUGCAAUUGUUGCAAUGAUUGAAUACAAGAAUAUCACUGUUAUUAAUAACUCAACAAAUGAUGAAAAUAAAUUGUACUGGGAAAAGAAUUACAUUGGUAUACUACAAGGGUCAUUUUAUUGGUGCUUUUGGAUAACUGAAUUACCAGGUGCAAUAUUAGCACAACGUUUUGGUGGACGUAAAAUUCUUGGCACAAGUAUAUUUAUAGCGGCUAUUACAAAUUUUAUAUUUCCAACUGCAGCAAAAACUCAUCCACUUUUAGCAUCUGUUGUGCGUGCAUUACAAGGUUUAUCACUUGGGGUAACGUGGCCUGCAAUGCAUAACUUAUCUGGAAAAUGGAUUCCAAAGAAUGAACGAAGUAAAUUUAUGACUACAUACCAAGGAACUGCAAUAGGAUCUGCAAUAAGUUAUCCUAUGAAUGGUUUAUUAAUUGAAGCAUUCGGAUGGGAAAUUGUAUUUUAUUUAACUGGCGUUGUGACAUUAGUUUGGACAAUUUUUUGGUGGAAUUUAGUAUAUGAUUCACCAAGCAAACACCCAAGAAUUUCUGAAGCAGAAAAAGAAUAUUUACAGAAUGAAAUUUCACAAAUUGAUAAACAUAUUAAAUUAAGAACACCAUGGAGAUCAAUAUUAAGAUCAAUGCCAUUUUGGGCAGUAUUAAUUGCGUCUCAAGGUGUGAUUUGGUGUGCAAUUACAUUACAAAUGCAGUUACCCAUUUAUUUUGAUCAAAUUCAUAAUUUAAAUAUUAAAACAAAUGGUUUAUUACUUGGCAUACCUGACAUUUUUAAAUUUUUCUUCAGUUGUGUAUUUUCAUCAAUUAUGGAUUAUCUAUUGAAAAGUAAUAAACUAUCACUGACAGUAAUCAGAAAAAUUGCAGUUGGUGUAAGUGAAUUAGGUCCUGCUACUCUGUUACUAAUACUAGGAUAUUGGGGUUCAACAAGUCCUGUAAUGGCAAUGAUUAUAAUUACGUUAAUAGUAUCAUUUGGUGGUGCUUGUUCCUCAGGGAAUUUAGCAAAUAUUAUUGAUAUUGCUCCAAAUUUUGCAGGUGUUAUUUUAGGUCUAAUACAAACGCUUUGCGUAAUUUCAGGAGUUUUAUCACCGAUUAUUGCUAGCGCAAUUUUAUCAAAUCAGAAUUCACCAAUUGAAUGGUUUUUUGUUUUUGGAAUAAUUGCGAGUAUACAAAUAAUUACUUAUACUGUAUAUUUGAAAUAUGGUUCUGGACAAAUACAAACUUGGAAUGAACCAAUUAUAAAUAAAUGUUCAGAAGAUGAAACACCUGAAUUAAAAAGUUUAACUGAAAAUUAACUUUGUAAACGAUUUGUUUAAUGCAAAAUAUAACAUAAUAAGAUCUACUAUCAUAUUCAUUUAUAACGAAAUAUAAGGAAAAAGUAGUUUAAUCAAUCAUUUAUUUUCAGCCAUAAUAAUAUUUCAUUGCUUGGAGGCAGGGCCCGAUGUAGCUAUUUAACCACUCCGGGCAAUAAAUAAAUUUGCCGCCCUUACAUUUGCUUGGAACUUGAUACAUAAAUUUAAUCUAGGAAAAUACUUUAAAUGAAAAAUAUUAGUUUCAAAGGAAAAUAUCUUAUACCGCCAUCGAAUUCGAUCGAAGUUUUCAGGUUCAAUUAAUACCUCACUCUGUUUCAUAACU
Messenger RNA from Chrysoperla carnea, 1744 nucleotides. Its product is annotated as sialin-like. Lineage: Eukaryota; Metazoa; Arthropoda; Insecta; Neuroptera; Chrysopidae. The coding region runs from base 13 to 1404 and encodes 463 amino acids. Gene Ontology annotation, cellular component: plasma membrane. The record is from RefSeq and is a predicted model, not a curated record. Gene Ontology annotation, biological process: monoatomic anion transport; transmembrane transport. The transcript has 9 exons. Gene Ontology annotation, molecular function: transmembrane transporter activity.